This is a messenger RNA of Malassezia globosa CBS 7966, 1398 nucleotides long. RefSeq lists its product as uncharacterized. The coding region runs from base 1 to 1398 and encodes 465 amino acids. The transcript has a single exon. NCBI's taxonomy places the organism in Eukaryota, Fungi, Basidiomycota, Malasseziomycetes, Malasseziales, Malasseziaceae. The record is from RefSeq and is a predicted model, not a curated record.
AUGGAAGAGGAUGUAGAAGUGCCAGGGAGUUUGACGCCACAGAUCCAUGCGGUCCGCCAAUAUCCGAGCUUUUCGUGCUCGCUACGCGAUUUCCGUCUGCCAACGGCAUCGAUGGAGACAGACGUGCCGCGCACACCCGAGACACGCACAGCAGUCCGGCGGCCUGCGGUGCGUCGAAUGCCCCCAGUCCUUCGCGACAAAAAUAAGAUGCGAGUCGCUGAGCUCCUGAGUGAGGAGCAAUGCCCGUGCGCAUUUGAAGUGGCAUCCGAGGCUCGUCUUCAGCGCUACCUGAUGGGUCAAACCUCACCACAGGACCAUGUAUCUCGCCGGGCCCGACGCUCUCGGAUGGCCAUGGAGUCAGGGUCGACAGCGGCAGCAGCGGCGGCGGCGUCAGCGACAACUGCUGCCACUACUACCGCGAUGUCGGAGAGCAUUCCCUCGUUGGCUGCCGCUGCCACACAGUCGCGUGAUGCUCGAAUGGCCAGUGCUUUUGGCACUAUCACACAUCACAUAUCACCUAUGCGCCCUGACACAGAUAUGUUGUGCGAUAUGGACAAUUCAUUGUCGGCGCCGGCCCCUGUGCCUUGCAUGUUUUCGACAGCAUCAAAUAUCGGCACACAGGACAUGUAUGAGGAUGAUGACAAGGAUUUCGACGACGACGACGAUGAUGAUGAUGAUGAUGAUGAUGAUGACGACGACAACGAUGACGAUGACGACGACAACGGCGGCGGCGGCGGCGGCGGUGCAACUACCGCCACUAACCAAGAAGGAAUCACAAGCGCUGUUGGCCAUUUUGCGCUCGAGUCCCAUCCUAGGCCUGCGGUUGAUGGCAUGUUUCCCCAACCCAUUGCCUCGGACAUGGCCGUGCCUGAGGAUUCCAUGUUUCCGCCGUCUUCCGUACCCGACAGCCCAUGGCCAGUCGUGCCGUCAAGUCCAAGAAUUACCGGCAUAAAGCGCAAGCACGAAGAGGAUCCUGGGUCAACCUAUGCACGACGACCCGCACCGUUACCACCGUGGCUCCUUAUGAGCAAUGCCAACUCACCGCGACGGCCGAUAUGGACGGCACCGGGGGGUACAGUGUCACCCUCCUCGUCGCCAUUGGCAUUCGGAAUGGGACAUUCUCAACGCCGCACACCUACACCUCUUCCAAGCAUGCCGCCUUUGUUUUCCUUUCCACCUUUGUCACGCGACGAGCCAAUGACGCGCCCGUCGUCACCUACACUAUCUGCAUGGAAACCACUUGCUCGUUCGCCUGGCACUGGCUCAGGGCCGGGGUACGGCAGUGGCGCUAUCGGCUUGCGUCUGGGAUCACGCGUCGCGUGGGAUGCUUCUCACCUACAAGAUCACACCGAAGGUCAUGAUAUGGAUGAGGGCGUGCGUAUGAUGGGACUUUCAUAG